AUGUUUUCAUCCAACGUCUCUAUUGUAUCUACUUCAAACACUACAGGCUACUGGCAAUACAUUUUUGAAAAAAUUAUCUUUUUUGAUCUUAUCUUUUUUCCUCUUUUUUUUCUAUCUUUCUUUCUUUCUUUCUUUUCUUUCUUUCUUUCUUUCUUUCUUUCUUUCUUUCUUUCUUUAUUUCGGGUUUUCUUUACUUUUUUUUCUUUUAUUUUUUCUUUUUAUAUUUGUUUCCUCCCGAAUUUCAAAUUGCCUUUUCUACCUUUCUUCUUUGUACUUUUCUUUCUCUCUUUCUUUCUUUCUUUCUUUCUUUCUUUCUUUCUUUCUUUCUUUCUUUCUCUUUUUAAUCUUUUCUUUUCUUUUUUUUACAAUCGUUUCCUCCCGCAUUUCAAAUUGCCUUUUCUCUCUAUCUAUCUUUCUUUCUUUCUUUCUUUCUUUCUUUCUUUCUUUCUUUCUUUCUUUAAUUUCUUUUCUUUUUUCUUUUUAUAUUUGUUUCUUCCCUCAUUUCAAAUUGCCUUUUCUAUAUUUCUUUUCUUUCUUCGUUUUUCCCUUUCUGUUACGAUUUUCAGUUGUCUUAUUUUUUACCUCCCUCUCUCUCUCUCUCUCUCUCUCUCUCUCUCUCUCUUUCUCUUUGGUGUGUCUACUUUCUUUCUUUCUUUCUUUCUUUUCUUUUUCUUUUCUUUUCUUUCUUUCACUUACGUAUUUUCAUUAUCCAUUACCAAUAUUUCUUUUCUUUCCUUCCUUUUCCUUCUUUCUUUCUUUCUUUCUUUCUUUCUUUCUUUCUUUCUUUCACUUACGUAUUUACUCAUUAUCCAUUACCAAUAUUUCUUUCUUUCUUUCCUUCUUUCCUUUUUUUUUUUUUCUUUAACUGACGUAUUUCCCUCAUUAUCCAUUACUAAUAUUUCUUUUUUCUUUCUUUUUUUCUUUCUUUCUUUUUCUUAUAUGUAUUUCCUCAUUAUUCAUUACCAAUAUUUCUUUUCUUUCUUUCUUUCUUCUUUUCUUUUCUUUCUUUCUUUCUUUCUUUAA
Messenger RNA from Acanthosepion pharaonis, 1023 nucleotides. The record is from the annotation of a GenBank genome assembly. Lineage: Eukaryota; Metazoa; Mollusca; Cephalopoda; Sepiida; Sepiidae.